Messenger RNA from Closterium sp. NIES-67, 1345 nucleotides. Lineage: Eukaryota; Viridiplantae; Streptophyta; Zygnematophyceae; Desmidiales; Closteriaceae. The record is from the annotation of a GenBank genome assembly.
AGUGCGUGAGGCGUAGUCUUUUUUCUGUGGGCCGCAGUUCUCACAUAGUUGCUCCUCCUAGACUCCUCCACACUGAACAGAACCAAAGUACCACACGCUUGUAUCGUUCAUUCAGACUUGGCAAGGUUUACCCGCUUUUGCUGCUUACCAUCACCCUAGUAGAUGGUGUAACGAUUUACGGAAAUUUCGCGCCAACUAGAGAACGUUGAGACCCUGACCGAAAGUUGAGGGCAUGGAGUGCUCGGAUGCGUUGAGAUUAUCAGUAGGAAGGAAUCUAACUCUCGGACCCUCAUGGCAAACGCAUCCAGAUGCCUCUGACUCAAGUGGGAGAGGAGGGGGUCACGGCCGUCAAAUAGAAAAAGAUUUGGUGACAGGAAGAAAAAGGCUCCGAGAAGAAGCUGCGAAAGACGCGAUGUGCACGAAAGCAACUCGCGAAAAGAUGCGACGUGAUCGCUUGAACGACAGAUUCCUCGAGUUGGGAAAGGAACUAGACCCCGGGUUGCCUCCCAAGACGGACAAGGCCGUGAUUCUCAACGACACCGUGAAGCUGCUCGCGCGACUGAAAGCAGAGGCGAUCGCGCUGACCGAAGGCAACCGGCAACUACGCGACCAGAUCAAGGAACUCAAGGUUGAGAAGUCAGAGCUACGCGAGGAGAAGUCGCGAUUGAAGGCGGAGAAGGAGCAGCUGCAAGGGCAGCUGCAAGCCAUGCCCGUGCCGGCCACCGGCUGCUUCACAUCUCAAGCAGCAGCGACGGCGGCUGCAGCAGCGCUUCAAGCAGCAGCAGUGGCAGCAUUUUCAAACCAAGCCACAGCCAAGCCAGCAGACUACACCCCCGGGCUUGCUGCUGCCCCACCUCCCCUGGAACCAGCCGACCAGAGCAUGGGCAUGUGGCAGUGGUUGCCGCCCAUGGCUGCUGACAUCUCCAAGGACCACAUUCUCCGGCCUCCUGUUGCUUGAACGCAUGCGUGCUCUGGGCGAUUACAACCCCUGGCUGCAUGCAGCGCUCACACGCGUGAGAGGAGCAAUGCCACAUGCACUGUUCAGUGACCCCCGUAUGUUUGCACAAACCAAGUGCAACGCACGAUGCAUGACAAGCGUUGCUGAUCAGGGUCAAACAGCUGUUUCGGAGGUAUGGGCCUGCUUCCAGCAAAAAUGAAGACACUUCUGAUCAGGAGUGCAGUAAACCCUUCUGCCUGCAGUGCUCUCUGCAGUCUUCUCGUCAAUGGCAGUGCAGACGAUGGCACGGAGCCUGGAAAGGGCAUUGGCUCUGUCUGAUGCGCAAGACCUUUUUGUACAUGAAACGUUUUAUCCAGUAAUACAUGCUCCAGCCAUGAGUAAGGCACA